Messenger RNA from Brienomyrus brachyistius, 3945 nucleotides. It is a transcript of the gene map2k2a, whose product is annotated as mitogen-activated protein kinase kinase 2a. The coding region runs from base 600 to 1799 and encodes 399 amino acids. Gene Ontology annotation, molecular function: protein kinase activity; ATP binding. The transcript is spliced from 11 exons. Gene Ontology annotation, biological process: protein phosphorylation. Lineage: Eukaryota; Metazoa; Chordata; Actinopteri; Osteoglossiformes; Mormyridae. The record is from RefSeq and is a predicted model, not a curated record.
CUCUGCAUAGUUGCGGCUUCCUGAACCGGGUCCCGAAACGAGUCGCUACCGGCCACCCGAGAAAAAUCACUAUAAACCUCGCACUACGCCCUCAUCUCCGAAUGCAGAGCCCGAUGCUUCUAUGUUAGGGCUGCUCGUUUACGGACCGGUGUGCCAGCUGUCAUCCGCAGGCAUUUACCGGUAUCCGCUAAUAUUAAACUAGCAAGGGCCGCUAGAGACAGGGCUCUCUAUCCGGAGGGGAAGACGAGGCGACUGGCGGCGAUGCGUUCUACUAACAGUUGUUUUCCUCUUGUUCAAAUAACCGUUUUUUAAUAGUUUUGCGAUCCUUUAAAGUUACAAAUACAUCUUAAUUUCACUACAAGAAUUCAGCCGACGAAUAGCCCUUUCAGAGAUAUGAAGCCAUAGGUUGAGAGCAUAUGACAUGUUAAACAAAGUCUGGAUAGCCGGUUUAUGAAUAUUAUAAACCAAAAUAAGCAAUAGGUAUUUAGCUGGGUCCUGUUUCCAAAUAACGGGUUAUUUUGUCGUUUUCUGUAGUUGCAAAUAAUUUGCCAGCGGGCUAGCUCCGACUUAAAGGGUCUCCUGAGUCACUUAAGUUAGACAUGGGUCCAAAAAAGAGACCGGAUCCCUUGAACAUAACGCCUGCCGGAGAGGGACAGUCUGGCUCCACAACCAUCGAUGCGGCAUCUGAGGCCAACCUGGAAGCCCUUCAGAAGAAGCUGGGGGAGUUGGACCUGGACGAGCAGCAGAGAAAGCGCCUGGAGGCUUUCCUCACCCAGAAGGCCAAGGUGGGGGAGCUGAAGGAUGAUGACUUUGACCGUAUCUGCGAGCUGGGAGCGGGCAAUGGAGGCGUUGUCAAGAAGGUCCGACACAGACCCACGGGGUUGGUCAUGGCCAGGAAGCUAAUUCACCUGGAAAUCAAGCCGGCCAUCAGGAACCAGAUCAUCCGUGAGCUGCAGGUGUUGCAUGAAUGUAACUCCCCCUACAUCGUUGGCUUCUAUGGGGCCUUCUACAGCGAUGGCGAAAUCAGCAUCUGCAUGGAGCACAUGGAUGGAGGCUCCCUGGAUCAGGUGCUGAAAGAGGCUCGGAGAAUCCCAGAGGAGAUCCUCGGCAAAGUCAGCAUAGCUGUACUCAGAGGGCUCGCUUAUCUACGCGAGAAACACCAGAUCAUGCACAGAGACGUCAAGCCGUCCAACAUCCUGGUGAAUUCACGCGGGGAAAUCAAGCUGUGCGACUUCGGCGUGAGCGGCCAGCUCAUCGACUCCAUGGCCAACUCCUUCGUCGGGACGCGCUCGUACAUGUCGCCGGAGAGACUGCAGGGCACGCACUACUCGGUGCAGUCAGACGUGUGGAGCAUGGGCCUGUCCCUGGUGGAGCUCGGCAUCGGUCGCUAUCCCAUCCCGCCCCCUGACGCCAAAGAGCUGGAGGCCGUCUUCGGGCGGCCAAUAUUGGACGGGGCUGACGGCGACACGCACAGCACCUCCCCACGCCCUCGGCCUCCAGGCCGGCCCGUCAGCGGACACGGAAUGGACUGUCGACCAGCCAUGGCUAUAUUUGAGCUGCUGGACUACAUCGUCAAUGAGCCUCCCCCAAAACUCCCGCAUGGCAUCUUCACUUGUGACUUUCAGGACUUUGUGACAAAAUGUCUCAUGAAGAACCCAGCAGAGAGAGCAGACCUGAAGAUGUUAAUGAACCACACGUUCAUCAAGCGCUCAGAAGUGGAGGAGGUGGACUUUGCCGGCUGGUUGUGCAGAACCGUGGGUCUGAACCAGCCCAGCACUCCCACGCGCAGUGUCGUUUGAGCACUGCCUGCGCCUGUCUGUCUGUCUGUAUCUGUCUCUCACUGUCUGUCUGCUUAUACCUCUCCCAACCCCUGCAAUGUGCACGCAGAUGGAUACCUUCAUAUACAUGUAAUCAUACUGGCCACACCGUUUGGGGGGAACAUGCUGUAUUUUCCUGCAGUACACAAAAGCGGGAUCCAUUUUGACAGCGAUUGCUGUAUCCAAAUGUGUUUUUUUUUUUUGUACAUUUAAGGUAACAGCAUGACGGUGUAUGUUACCUAAUGAAUGUUUUCAAGUCCCCAAAAUGUGGGUAUUUAUAUUCACUUGGGUUUUCCUUUCUGCAAAGUAGAUUUAUUAAUCGGCUGUUAAUUGUGUGGUUGUGUGUGCAUGCAUGUGUGUAUGUGUGCUUGCAUGCAUGCGUGUGUGUGUGUGUGUGUGCGUGCGCACGCGCAUUUGUGCACGUGUAUCGAUGGGGGUGUGUGUGUGUGUUCUACAACCAUCAUGUUAUGUUCUGUAUGAAAACCGUCCUUUAAUGUGUCCAAGGUAAGCGUUUCAAAAUGAGAAAGAAUGAAAUGUAAGCUGCUUUUUCUGGACUUCUAGCCAGUUCGCAGCAUUUUUACCUUCCAAUGUGCCCCUGAUGUUGUGAUUGAAUCAGAAGAGCCUCAUUAGGUCAGUCGCACUCCAAAGACUAACUAUAGAACCUCUCAAUACAGGCUUCCUGAUUGACCAGUUUUUAUGCUUAGGACACAAUCCUCCGUUGCUGAAAUUGCUUCUGUGACUUUAGGAAAUAGUACAUUUUUGUAAGUAAAAUUUCUGCUGAGAUCUGCAUUUUUUUUUAUUUUAUUUUUUUUUUUCCCAGAAAUGGAGGGUGACCAGGCAGCAAAUGACUCCCAGUUUGUGCUCUUGGGGAAACAUGACUGCUUUUUAGCAGAGGGCUGCGCUCUGUGUAAAAGGCGAUUUUGUAAAAAUUUUUUACUUCCAUCCUGCACUUUACUUGGUUUUAAAAUUGGUAUUAGCGCCUAAUGUAAACGGUUCUCUCCGAGUUGAGCCUGUAUGGUUGGGUUUUUUUUCCUUUCUAGACGGGGUCGACCGCCGUUCUCACACAACUUAAGCCGCGCACUGCAGAUUACGAUAACACAUCGGCACGGCUUAAAUGUUUAUGGCCGAAAAUAUUCAAGGUUAAAGAGGAGUCGGCGUGAUGUCAUCUAGAUAGGCAGCUUUCAGAGAAGCUAGCCUGCAGACCUGUGACUGUGAAUGCUGGUGACUGUCCUAGGGGGCACCUGCUCUGGCUCGUGUUGCCUACAGUCCCGGAGGGCUUUCCGGGCUUUGAAAAUGUUUAUCUUUGUCUGUCUGUGUCUGUAUUUCCUGUUUCUUUUCACAUUCUGUGAUAUGCAGCCCUUGCCCAAUGUAAGAACCAUUUCAGCAGGAAAAAAAAAUUACCCGUGUGGAGACUGGAUCGGGUUGCGAGGCAGCAAAUCAUUCCUCUGUCACUGCUGAUCAUUCCUUGUCUGAAAAUGCUGGAUUUAAUUUAUUUACAUGUUGACAUUUUAUAUUCUGUCCCACACUGUGUCUCCCCCCCCCCCCCUUCUUUUCAGAUGUGAUCAACUGUUUCCUGCAAAAUAACACUCCAUUGAACACAUUCAGAAUGUCAUUUUGAUCACAAUAGGUAAUGGGUUUAUGUCGUUGUUUUUGGAAUAUAGCAUACUAAUUUUCUUUCCGUUGCCGGCUUCCCACAUUGCUGAAUGUACGCAUGUAUUCACAUGUGUACAAAAUGGUUCGUGUAUGUCUUUAUAUACGUUUUUUUUUUAAAUUAUUUUUUGUCCUAAUUUGACUGAUAAACAGUAUUUAAAUGUCAACAAUAAAGGAAAAUAAAGUGCGCUAGCGGUGAAAGUGAAUUUGUGCGAGAUGGCGUUUUAGGCAUUUUGGAUGUUUGCUGGGACUUCACUCGGUGCGUGUGUGCGCGCGCAUGCAUGCACUCACAUUUGUGUGUAUUGUGAAGUUCAUAAAUAUUCAUUAACGGACACACGUAAACCUGUGUUCAUUAGAAUUGCACUGGAUGUUCAUAGCAGUGUGCUGAACAAACAAAAUGGCAGAAAGCUGAGUGACUGGGACCUGCUGUUUUUGUGUGAUUUUUUUUAUACUGUGAUAAGUAUAUUAUUUAUACAUA